Meloidogyne enterolobii is the source of this 559-nucleotide messenger RNA. NCBI's taxonomy places the organism in Eukaryota, Metazoa, Nematoda, Chromadorea, Rhabditida, Meloidogynidae. The record is from the annotation of a GenBank genome assembly.
AUGGUGCAUCAAUCUGAAAGUUCUGAUUGUUCUGAACAACUUGAAAGUAUCGGUCAGAUUAAAGAUGUCGUCAUACUUAAAGAUGACGAGCAAGGCUUCGGGAUUAAUAUUGUUGGUGGCGUGGAUAAGCAGUAUUUGCCUGGCCAUUCUGGAAUUUUCAUUUCUCGUGUACGAAGAGAAGACAUUGAAGGAAUCUCUGAAGGCGAUCGGAUUUUAGCUGUAAAUGGCCAGAAAUUAGAUGGAAUGACAAAUGAGGAUGUUGUUAAUUUACUUAGGGAACUUAGCGGUGAAUGUACAUUUACUAUUGAAACAAACGCGGAGCUCAUGAUUGAAAGAAAUUAUUUCAAAAACUCGGGGAAUUGUUGCAAUAAUACAGAACUCAGUAUUGGGAAUGUGGCAGAGAAUGUGGUUGUUGGAAUUGGUUUUGGUAUUUUGUUAGCCUUUGGAUUUAUUGGAAUGAAGCGAUUGACAGGAGGAUUGUGAGGGAAAAGAGAUUGAAAUAUAGAGGAAAUUAUAUAAUGUAUUUAUUAGUUGAAUAUGGAAUAUGUUGGUAUAUUUU